AUGCUGGGAUCCACGGGCGGUAAAACCAGCCCUGUCCAUCGCAAGGACCUGCAGGGCACUUGGUGCCCUUUCUCGGCACUGGGAACAUCAGCGGAUCUCAACCUCUCGCUGAGCCUGGCUCCUCACCAUGCUUCUGGUGAACUCCUUUGGGGUUCUGACAUACCAGCAGCGAUGAAGGCUGCGAUGUCACUGCUGGGAAGCAAAGGCAUCGUCUCGGCCACUGAGGUCCUUCUCAGCCAGAAGUAUGGGGACGUGAUGGGGAUCAGAAUCGGCACCCGGCCCGUCCUGGUGCUGAGCGGGCUGGAGACCAUCAAGCAAGCGCUGGUGAAGCAAGGAGAAGACUUCAUAGGGCGCCCCGACCUCUACAGCUUCCAGUACAUCUCGAACGGCCAGAGCCUGGCCUUCGGCACCGACUCGGGGGAGGUGUGGAAAGCCCGCAGAAGGCUGGCCCAGAAUGCCCUGAAUGCCUUCUCCGUCACCCCCAGCCCCACCUCCCCCUCCACCUGCCUCCUGGAGGAGCACGUCUCCAAGGAGGCUGACUACCUGGUCACCAAGCUCCUGCAGCUGAUGGAGCAGGAGAAGAGCUUUGACCUGAACCAGUACCUGGUGGUCUCUGUGGCCAAUGUCAUCUGCGCCAUCUGCUUUGGCAAGCAUUACGACCACAGCAACCAAGAGCUGCUCAACAUAGUGGACCUCAACAACGAUUUUGGGGACGUGGCUGCCUCUGGCAACCCUGCUGACUUCAUCCCCGUGCUCCAGUACCUUCCCAGCCGCACCAUGAGUUUAUUUAAAGAUUUCAACAAGUGAUUCCUCUGGUUCCUCCAGAAGAAUGUCAAAGAGCACUACAAGACCUGUGACAAAAACAGCAUCCAAGACAUCACCAACUCCCUCAUUGAGCAGUGCCUGGAGAAAAAAGUGGAGGCAAAUACUGCCAUGCAAAUCCCUAAGGAGAACAUCGUCAACCUUGUGAAUGACCUCUUUGGAGCAGGCUUUGGCACCGUGACAACUGGCCUGUCCUGGAGCCUCAUGUAUCUCGUGGCGUACCCUGACACCCAGAAUAGGAUCCAGGAAGAACUAGACCAGACCGUUGGACAGAAGAGGAGAUUGAGGCUGUCGGACUGCGGCAGGCUGCCCUACACAGAAGCCUUCAUCCUGGAGAUGUUCAGGCACUCUGCCUUCCUGCCCUUCACCAUCCUCCACAGGAGAGUGCUGAGCACAACCAGGGACACAGUGUUGAAUGGCUACUACAUCCCAAAGGACCGCUGCGUGUUUGUCGACCAGUGGCGAGUGAAUCGUGAUGAGAAACUUUGGAAGGAUCCACUGACCUUCAGCCCGGAGUGUUUCCUCAGUGCUGAAGGGACCAAAGUGAACAAAGUGGAUGGGGAGAAGGUGAUGGUUUUUGGCCUGGGGAAAAGGAGGUGCAUCUGGGAACCCAUCUCCAGGUGGCAGAUCUUCCUUUCCGUGUCCACCUUGCUCCAGCAGCUGGAGUUCAGCGUCUGCAAUGGGAAGAAGGCGGGCAUAACGCCGCUCGAAGGACUGUCUCUGAAGCACAAAAGACGUGAGCACUUCCAGGUCAAGCAGUGCUUCCCCAUGAAGAGCAUGAACUGA
Opisthocomus hoazin is the source of this 1608-nucleotide messenger RNA. Its product is annotated as cytochrome P450 1A5-like. The record is from RefSeq and is a predicted model, not a curated record. Lineage: Eukaryota; Metazoa; Chordata; Aves; Opisthocomiformes; Opisthocomidae. Gene Ontology annotation, biological process: progesterone metabolic process; hormone biosynthetic process. Gene Ontology annotation, molecular function: iron ion binding; steroid 17-alpha-monooxygenase activity; heme binding.